Molecule: messenger RNA, 596 nt
Organism: Dicrocoelium dendriticum
Lineage: Eukaryota; Metazoa; Platyhelminthes; Trematoda; Plagiorchiida; Dicrocoeliidae
Source: the annotation of a GenBank genome assembly
GCUUCGUGGGUGAUUGACCAUGUCCAGUUACACAUAUACGGAGUUGCAAAGUGCUCUGGGCAUCAUUAAUGUGAUUGCUGUUGUCAAGUUUUUCCGCGCCCCGGUCAAAAGCACUGGAUCUGGUUACUCGUUAUUCGUCUCAAUCACUGAUCCGUCUUUGUCAGGAGGCAAGCUACAAUGUAAUUUCUUCCACGACUGCAAGGACAGCCUACCGCAGAUUCAGGCACCAGGCGACGUGGUUAUUUUGCACCGUCUGCGUGUCCGUGAGUUUCGUGGCCAGAAUCAGGGUUACGGCUCUCCCGCCGUGGGCUUUGCGGCGGCCGUCUUCCCGGGUGCACUGACAGAUCCAUUGGAACCUCGACCUUCAGCAGGCGCUUGCAGUUUCGGCGAAGAUGAACUGCGUCGAGUUCAAGAGCUACGCGAGUGGUACCACUCUCCGAAUUGUCCAGUGGAACGCGAGCUGCCCUCAUCUGCUGCUCCCAUCAGCCGAGACACAGUGGUUGCAGACUCUGGCAGUACCAACACUUCUGGUGGCGCUUCUGUGCUUCGUCCGUGGAACAUGCAUCUCCACCAGUACUGUUCCACAGAAGGCCAAG